Coregonus clupeaformis (lake whitefish) is the source of this 2484-nucleotide messenger RNA. RefSeq names its product spartin a (gene sparta). The transcript has 8 exons. Gene Ontology annotation, cellular component: plasma membrane. The record is from RefSeq and is a predicted model, not a curated record. Lineage: Eukaryota; Metazoa; Chordata; Actinopteri; Salmoniformes; Salmonidae. The coding region runs from base 234 to 1889 and encodes 551 amino acids. Gene Ontology annotation, biological process: negative regulation of BMP signaling pathway; cell division.
CCUCAACCUUUCAGCGUUUCUGUGGAGAGUUUCGUGAAUGUCAGAUGUUCGACUGUUUGGGGACAGCGAGACGCAGCGGGAUAAGCGCACGUUGAUCCGAGAAAGAAAAACGUAUUUUUGAUAAAUGGCUAUAAUGUUACUUCUUAAUAACUAACAUUGUCAUUUUCUUUCCAUUUCUGGAGUAUUUUGAAAUCACGGGUUUGCCGCUAAAGAUCUCCAGCCCGCAGUAAGACAUGUCAUUGGCAGAGCCAGCAGAGUUGCUGCUGAUAAGGGACCACUAUGACCGUGCGUUGGAUUGUCUGACCAGGGGCCUGGCGGCCGACCAGGCAGGGCAGGGGCCCCAGGCCCUGGAGCUGUACAGGAGGGGCCGGCAGCACCUAACCCUGGGCCUGGAGGUCCCUACCAGGGGGCCACGGAACCAGGGGGCCCCUUGGGAUACGGCCAGGCAGCUGCAGCAGAAGAUGAGGGAGACUCUGACUAACAUCAGCACCCGAGUAGCUAACAUGGAGACAGCUGGGGUGAUGACGGCGGGCCAGGGAGGCCCAGCAUUGGUGGAUCUAGUGGAUCUUUCUUCCCAGUGCCUCUACCCCACCCUGGGGCCAUUGGUGCCACCUGUGCCGCAGCCUGGUUCCUCCAACCCCCUCCUCCACCUCUACCCCACAUUGCCACCCAAGGCUACCCCAACAGACAGCCUCCCUGCCGGGACUACAGGCACCACCAUGGCCACCUCUCUGCCCGUCAUCCCUGCCCUGCCCCUGGGGCUCCCAGGAGAGCAGCCCCCGGCCUACACCCCCAAACCCACCGACGGGCACCACAGCCUGGCUUAUGGCCCAGCCGGAGGAGGGGGUCUGGGCCUGGGGGGAGCUCCACAGCCCAGGGGAGAGGUAGGGGGGGACGGAGAGGAGCUUCUGUUCCUCCCUCGGGGGGUGCAGAUGUUUUUCGUGUCGUCGGACGGCCAGGUGGGCACCCCGUCGUACCCGGGUUACCUACGCAUCAUCAGGUUCAGCAGCCAGCUCAAAGACAUGGCCAAUGGAGGAGCGUCAGCCUUCCUACACGUGUGUGAUUGGCUGUACCCACUGAUGCCAGACACCCCAGUGCUGCUGUCUACCUCUGGGAUCUUUAUGUUUCCUGACACCAUGGCGGGGAUGCCCGGGUCCUACGUAGGGGUUGUGCUGUCCUCAGAACUGCCUGCAGCAGACAGACACGCCUUUCAGGACCUCCUCUCACAACUCACUGAGCUACGGGUACAGGGUCCAGAGGAGGGGGCGGGGUCAGAGAUCAUGAACCUGAGUGAGAAGGUUCCCAUUGGUCUCCCUGUGGAGGGGGCGGGAGCAGCGACGGGGGAGGAGAAACCCCCCCUACCUGAGUGGAGCGAGAUGAUGUCCCAAGGCAUCCUGGCAGGUGCAUCAUGGCUGAGUAAGGGGUUUGUGCGUGGAGCGGAGGCCACAGGUAAGGCCAUUCAUAAAGGAGCGUCCAAGCUGAGAGAACACAUCACCCCAGAGAACGUCCCAGCUGAGGUCAGCCCUGGGGUCACUAAGAGCCUGCACCACGCAAAACAGGCCACCGGGGGCGCUGUUCGCGUCAGUCAGUUCCUGGUGGACGGAGUGUGUACCGUAGCAGGCUGUGUGGGGGAGAAGCUGGCUCCUCAUGUCAAGAAACAUGGCAGUAAACUGAUCCCUGAGUCCAUGAAGAACACUAAAGAUGGCCGCUCCAACCUGGACGGAGCUAUGGAGGUGGCAGUCAGCAGCAUGCAGGGUCUCUCCACUAUUUGGACUGGUUUGGAAACUGGAGCAAAGAACAUCGGCAAGAGUGUCACCUCUGAGACGGUCACGACCGUGAAGCAUAAAUUUCGGGGUCUAGAGGGUCUUUUAGACAACCCCAGCAACUGACGGGUCGGGGAGUAAAGACAGAGACCUUUGAACUGUAACCUUUGACCUUUGUGACUGAAUACUGACUGAAUCAUCCCUAUGUGAAUAACUCUGGUCUGGCCUGAGAAUGACCCUUGAUCCCUAACCCCUAGUUUCUAGCUCCUAGUCCCUAGUAUCUAGCCCCUAGUCCCUAGCCCCUAAUCCCUAUCUCCUAACCCCUAGGCCCCUAAUGCCUAAUUCCUAGCCCCUAGGAACUUGUGUUGAUCUAAGUCCAUUGAAAGGCUAGGUGGUGGAAGGUGGAACAUCCAUCCUCAUAUUGCUCACACCUAUCCUCGGAUCAAGGCAAUGGAAGAGAUUAUUGAUUGUUUUCAGACAGGCAGGGGUCCUGGCAGGCCUGUGUGUCUGUGUGUUUUGGGUGGAGGUACCGUUCUUAUGUGAAGCCUCUUUCCUGCUUUGUUACUAAUAAACCUAAUAUGAAAUCAAAUAACUUCAGUGACUCUGUCCCCUCUUUCACUGUGUGCGUCCCAAAUGGCACCCUCUGUCUGCCUGAUCGUAUCUUUUCUACCAUCCUCUGCCUUGGAGUUAAUGCUCCCUCCCUACUCCCUCCCUCGCUCCC